This is a messenger RNA of Folsomia candida, 2723 nucleotides long. Its product is annotated as pickpocket protein 28. Gene Ontology annotation, cellular component: membrane. NCBI's taxonomy places the organism in Eukaryota, Metazoa, Arthropoda, Collembola, Entomobryomorpha, Isotomidae. The record is from RefSeq and is a predicted model, not a curated record. Gene Ontology annotation, molecular function: ligand-gated sodium channel activity. Gene Ontology annotation, biological process: sodium ion transmembrane transport. The coding region runs from base 519 to 2591 and encodes 690 amino acids. The transcript has 14 exons.
ACCUUUUUUGCAAACCAAUUUUAACAAUUAUAUGUUAACUUUGAGCUAGAAUAUUGCAGAGUGCAAGAGUUCUCUUAUUAUAUUUACUCUAGUCUCAGAAGAACUUAUUUAGAUUCAAUUUUUGUGGUUAUAUAGAGGAGGAAAUUCGUGUUGCAUGCAAAAAAUAAAGGUUACUAUCGGUAAUAAGUAUUUGUGCAGACUUGAGACUGGAUCAUUUGAUUGUUAUUAGUUUUGUUGUCUUUGGUGGUGAGAAUUGUUUACUACCAAUUGCUGGUUUACUGGGCAGUUGUUGAUACAAAAGCUUCAGAAAUACUUACGUAUUUAUACAAUAAGAUUGCUGCCUAAAAUUUCUUGAUGCGUGAAAAUAAUCAGAAGUUUGUAUACUAUUAAUAAUACAAUGUGUAUAUAAAGGGAUAUAUUGUUUGCUAUUUGGAUUGAGUGUUUUCAUGUCAUUAGACAUGCAAUAGAAUUUGGGUUAAAACUGUGGAAUUAAUCAGUGUACACUUAUCCACAACACAAUGGAUCAUCAGUCUAUUUCGGAUAAAACUGAUACGAAUCCAAAUCCCAGACCUUCUUCGUUGCGGACAAACUCUACCAAGCGACCAAUGUUUGGGUGCAAAGGGAAAAGUUUAAGUUUUGAAGACAAAAUUUGUACCGUGAUCCCAAACGACUCAGUAUUUCUACAAACUGAAUCCGACCAUGAAGAUGAGGAUCGAAUGUGUUUUAGUUCUUUUGACAGCAGGUGGUGGGAACCGGAUGGCGACAGAAAUUGGGUGCAGUACUGUAUGAACACAUCCAUUCAUGGGCUUAAAUACUUAGCAGAAUCCAAGAGACACAUUUGUGAACGGUUGUUUUGGGUGUUGGCGUUCGGAAUUAGUUGUUUGACAGCAUCUCACCUAAUCAACUCUGUAUGGCUCAAGUACAGUCAAAGUCCGGUGGUUAUCACAUUUCAACCAUUCGAAACUUUUGUAGAACAAGUGCCAUUUCCAGCAGUCACAAUAUGCAAUAUGAACAAGGUGUUGAAAAGCAAAGCCGACGAGUACAUGAGGGCAGCCAUGGGUCCGGAAAAUGACCCACAAACUGUAGAAGCUUGGAAGAACGUGUAUUAUUUGGACCACGUUUGUUCCACUUCAAACAAGCCUUUUUCUGCAACCUUCAACUACACCUCAACACAGGGCACUGUUGAUCCGACUAUUUUACAACUGGCUUCCAAUAAAAUUACAACGGGCGAUAAAGAUGUGGAGGAUGUGGCAGAGUUUCUACAAAAGGCAUCUCAGCCUUGCUCGGAUAUGAUGAAGCUAUGCUUAUGGCAAGGCAAUGUGUACGACUGCAGCGAACUGUUUCGACCAAUUGAGACAAAUUUUGGAAAGUGUUGUACAUUUAAUAUGGUCCCCCAAACAUUAUUGCAUCGCUACAUGGAUGAUGCGAGAGACGCUCCGCAAGACAUAAGUGAUUGGAAUGAGUGGACGAGCAUGAGCGAGCUUAUCUCCAAAGGUGACCUUUCAUCAAGAAAAAAGUUCCCCAGAGUUCAAAAUCGCGCAGGAAAAGUUUCUGGAUUAGCAUUCCUUGUAGACCCGGAUUUAGAAGAAUACUUUUGCACGGCUUCUGAUUCUACAGGAUUUCGGCUUGCAACCCAUUUAUCAACGGACGUCCCACACGUAACAGAUUUCGGUUUAGCAAUCAGGCCCAAUUAUGAACAUUUUGUCAGCGUUCGACCUGAAAUUACACUGGCAGAUGAUGUCAUUGAAGGAAUUUCCAUUGAAAAACGAAAUUGUUACAUGGACGGUGAAUUUAGGUUGAAUUACUACAACUAUUACACCUCCUCUAAUUGCAUGGACGAAUGCAUUGCGAAUUUAACAUACGAAGCCUGCAACUGUGUUCGGUAUUAUAUGCCACGAGAUCAUAAUCGAGCAAUCUGUGGUCCUGCCAAGUACCAAUGCGCUGAAGAUGUGAAACAAAAGUCGUUUAAUCUUGGAGUGAAAAAUAUUUGUCAAAAUUGUCUUCCGACGUGUACGGAAAUAAAGUAUUUUGCAGACGCCACUUCCACCCCUUUCAGGAGACGAGUUGACCUUUGGGCAGAUGAAUACAACAAAUCUACAUCUUGGGCAAAAAGUAACAUUUCCAUUAUUCACGUUUACUUUGGUCAAGAUUCGUCAUACGCACGUGUUAGAAGUCAACUAUACGGUUUUUCGGACCUCGUUGCAAAUUUUGGAGGAAUCAUGGGUCUGAUGUGUGGUUUCAGCGGAUUAAGUUUCAUUGAGCUAAUUUACUUUUUCUCUCUACGAGUCUGGUUUCGUCAGAGAAGGAAGCGUCACUUGCGACAAAAACAGGAGCUUCGAGAGGCGGCGGAACGUGACCGUGAAACCGCAUUGGCUUAUCUGGGAGUCGGUUUAUCUUCCUCACGACGCGCCUCCAUCGAAUCUGCUCGGUCCAAUGCCAACAAUUCCAUUUCCUUCAAACCCAUCUCACUCGUAGCCAACAGUGCAAAUGAGAAGGACGUGGACAGCCUGAGCAGUGGCUACGUGUCCAACUCCCCCACAAAUUUAGCGGACAAUAAUGGAGACGAUGUGGUCGCUGUUUCCAAAUUUUGAUUAGAGUUGAACGAGACAAGUCCUUACUUUUCUCCUUGUACAUUAAAUACAUUAUAAAAUGCAACUUUCCUUUCCAUCAUUUUGAUACUUUUUCUGUAUUAUCUCUCGAAUAAAAUAGUAUGUAUAAUGAAA